UCAUGCCUUCUUGCUGGGUUACUUAACCUCAGCGUGACAAUAAAAUAUACCUUUAUCGAAUUUUUACUAUUAUUGAUUUCACUGUGAAUUAUUAGAUACAAUUCAAGCAGAGUGUCUGAAUGUUAAGUCACUGAAGAUUCGAUUAGAGCGCCUCUUAUGGUACCGAUUCGUAAUUUAGUGGAUAAGAUGGACGAAAAUGGCAUGCGAGGUGUUGUUAAAUUUCAGUGAAAUGUUUGGUCACUCCAGCCGCCUAGGAUGGGAGGCUGCAUAGGUAUAACGAGGGCAAGAAACGCCUCUGUCGACGACACUACAGGAAAUUCGACGAGGGUAAAUUCAGGAAAUUCCAGAAAAAAUCAUCCGCUAUGUCACGAAGUCAUUAGGUGGAAGUCAGAUGUACCUUUGACAGAGGGUCAACUCAGAAGUAAAAGGGAUGAAUUUUGGGAUACAGCACCUGCAUUUGAUGGCCGUAAAGAGAUAUGGGAUGCAUUAAGAGCUGGUGCAACUGCAGCAGAAGCUCAAGAUUAUCAACUAGCACAAGCUAUAUUAGAUGGGGCUAAUAUAUCUGUGCCUAAUGGCUUUUUAACAGAAUGUUAUGACGAGUUAGGAACCAGAUAUCAAGUCCCUAUUUACUGCUUAUCGUAUCCUAUUAAUAUUGUAAAAGAAGACAGUGGAAGAGAUUCUCCCGCUGAUUGUUCAGAACCUGUUGAUAGUGGUGUCGAACAGACAUUAAAACUCAGAUUAUCAACUACAUUAGGUGAAGUUAAAUUACCUGUUUACAGCAAAGACACUAUUGCUACUGCUAAAAAGAAAUUGCAGAGUCAGGAGGGUUUGGAGCCAUCUCGUCAAAGGUGGUUUUUUGGUGGCAAAUUAUUAGGUGAUAAAAUGCAUAUAGAAGAAGCAAAAAUACAACCAGGUUAUGUUAUACAAGUAAUUGUGAAUCCAGAAAAAGUGGAUGACAGUCCAAUGAAAACAAGCUGAACUAAUGUAUACGUAAGAUACGAGUCAUACUGAACCAACCUUUCUAAUAAGCACUAUCUUACACAUGUUCAAGUAAGAAUACAUUUUUUUUUAAUUUUAUAUCAUGUCAUUGUUAAGGAUAGAGCAGCAAUUCUUGAAGUAAUUUUUUACAAUAAACUGCACUUACAACGUAUUUUUCGUAAUAUACGUAAAUGUUAUAAGAACUGAAUACUAUUGCGUUUAAAUUGUAGGUUGUGAUUAUUUAAUUUUCGUUAAUUUAUACUAGAUCAAAAGAAAAAUACUUCAGAGUGAUAACCUCGUAUGAGAAUACGCUAUUAGGGAAUUUUGAUUCAAAUUUAUGAUUGGUUUAAAAUUUAACAUAUAUAAAGAGAAAAAAAGAAGAAAAUUGGUUUGGAAAUAACAUUUAAUUCAUAUUUUGAAAAAGGUUAUACUCUAAUCCUGAUAUUGUCAAACUUAUUUGUUACUACCAACGAAGGUGCUGGUGCUGUAACACUCGGAAAACCAAGUAUACAUAUAGAAAAUUAUUCUAUGCUGCUUAUUGAACCAUGUUGCAUAAUUAUAUAAUGUAAGAAAUAAGUCGUACACUUAAAGAAGAUUGUAAUAAUAAAUAAGAGAAUUACAUAAAUAUUGAAUAUAAAAAAACAUCAAUGGACAAUAGCGAGAAAGGAACAAGAUAUAUGCUGCUUGUUAUGACGCAUUUUUUCUCAUUUUUUUAGAUUCCACUUUGAAAGUUUUUAAAAUGCAAGGUAAAUAUUUAUGAUUUUUAUUCAGAUCAAAUUAAUAGGAGCGGUUACUAAUAUUUUAUGUCACUUUUGCAUAAUAUAUAGGAGAUAAAAUUCUUUUGAUACUUUGUUUUUGACUUGGUUCUUUAAAUUUUUGUAAACAAACAGCGAGUGUUUAUAGGUCGUAAGUUUGCAUUAUUUGAUUAGAGUAUAUGUUCUUUUUAGGCCUAUCGAUGGCCUAAAAGCUACGAUUCCUUCCUGUAAGUACUAAUAGGAUAUCAAAUAAGGUCUUCACAGCCGAAUAAUGCACAGAGAAGAAAACAUAAGACUAAUAUUGAAUUGCAUGUGGUGCAGAAUGUAUAAUUUUUACACAAUUUUAUCUGCACAAUCGUCUUCACGUCUGUGUUAUUUGUGCUUAUGAUAAAAGUGUUGACACAAUAAAAACAGUACUACUAGUUCAAUUUUAAAUGGCACUUAAUUCUUACUUCUGCUCCACAUGUUGCACGAAAAAAAUUGUCUAAAGUAUAACUAUACAAAAAUGGCAUAUUGUGUGUGUGAAUUUAUUGACUGUACUAACACGACGGUGAUAAAGGUUUGUUUCUUAUAUGCAUUGAUCAUAAAAUUAUAAUAUAUAGUAUUGCGUGUGGGUGUAUGUAUAAUACAUAAUAUAUAGAGUAUAUAUGUAUACAGAUACAUAUAUCAGUUCCACUAUUCUCAAUUCGAGUGACAAAACAAAAAUAUUUAAUCUUAUAAAUAACUUAUUUAUAAAUCGGGUAAUCACGUGCAAAAUGACUGGAAGCAGUCGUUAAAAAUAUGAACAUAAAAGUGUAUAAAACCCUGUUCAUAUAAAAAACGAAAUUUAAAUUAAUUACGAUGCAUUUCUUUAUAUAUAUACAUAUAUAUGUAUAUAUUAUAAAUAAUGGUGCAAAUAAAAUAGCACUUGUCAGUCUAAAAAUUUAAGAGUUCCACAUACAUAUACCAUUCUUCUAUCUCUCUGCUAGAUCGUUGUGUUCAAGAGCUGUAACUUUAUACAAAGGAACAAACUUUUUUGUACAAUAAUCUGUAAUGAUGCAUCAGUGGUAUGCAAUUAAAAGAUACUUUUGGUUUGAUCAAGCAUGUGAUUUCUUUAGUAAAACAGUAAAGCUGUUUAAAGUAUUAUUUUACGUGUUCUUUAAGUUCAUAAAUAUCGAAAUAGUAAUUUCGCAUUUAUGGAAAAGACAUUCGUUACCGAAUGGUUCAGUAAUGUCAGUCAUCGAUUUUCAUAAAAUUGAUAUAGAACGAUAGGUCUAGACCUUGUGAUACUUUAAUACAUUCGAUUUUCGUAGGAACAGACUUAUCAGCCAAUACUGAUUUUAUUGAAGUCGACGACAGUUAUUACUAACCUUUCCCUUGUAAGACAUAAGAUUCUCAAUGGAAUAACAAAUUCUAUCAGACUGAUAUUAGUUUUGCGAUAUAGGAUUUGGGUUAUUUGCAAUAUAGAAAAGAGACUGCAUUAAGUUCUUUUUGAUUGAUAUUCAGACAGUACAGAAACAUUACAUAUUUUGUGCAUAGUACCAAGUAAAUUAUAAAUCCCUCAUACGAAUCUAUACGAACCUUUCUAUAUAAAUGUUGUGUUUCUUUUUUUAAGUGGUGUAAUUUCUAUUUGUAUGAAUGAUAAAAAAUAUUUUCCUUUAAUACUCAUAUCCAUGUAAUGUUGAAUAAAAAUGUGAUUAGGCACAAUUGCCAUACAAGAAAAUGAAAAUAAGUGUAAAUAAAGAGCAUUACAAUAACGGAAGUGCAAUUCAAAACGCCUAAUAAAUAUUGCUGCUGCUUAAUAUUAAUGUUGCUAUGUUGGACCAAUGCAUACAAGGCGUUUUAGAAAAAAAGAAAUCAAAGAAUGACUGAUUGGAGAUUAGGUAGAACAACUGCCAAUAAAAUAAAGCGGAAUUCACUGUGUUGCUAAUCAGAGGUUAUUAGGAGAUAUGAUAUUAUAAAAAAAAACCUUUUAGAAUGUUAACAAAAAUAUUAUUGUAAUUAGGUAGCAAUUAUCAAUUAAGCAGGGUUUACACAUUUUUUAAACUAAUUGAAUAUUACUAUUGAACUGUUUAAUAUUACUUACCAAAGCUGAUUUUUGAAAUUAGAUGCCGAUACUAACAUCAUUUAAUAUUUGAUAUAUGCCUAAGCACAAAAAAACCAAAUGAUGUUAGCAGUCAGUUUAUUUCAAUUCUCAGAUUGGAUAUAUAAUCCAGUCAAGUUCAUAAAAUGUAAUCCUAAUGAAUUAUAAAAAGAGUGAAAAUGCUACACACAUUACAUGAUUUGUUUACUAUUAUUUUAGGAUAGGUAUUUAUUUGUUCUUUAUAAAUAUGAAAUUAAAUAUACUUACAAAACAAUGUGAAAUUACUUAAACUUUGAUAUUCUGGUUGUAGCUAUAUUACUUUAAAGUACACACGUGUAAAUUAAUUUCUAUGAAUAUUGAUUAUUAUAACUUAAUGCAUUGUCAAAUAAAGCAUAAUGUUGUGGAA
This is a messenger RNA of Hylaeus anthracinus, 4201 nucleotides long. Its product is annotated as ubiquitin domain-containing protein 1. Lineage: Eukaryota; Metazoa; Arthropoda; Insecta; Hymenoptera; Colletidae. Bases 256 to 978 code for a protein of 240 amino acids. The record is from RefSeq and is a predicted model, not a curated record. Gene Ontology annotation, molecular function: protein binding. The transcript is spliced from 5 exons.